Molecule: messenger RNA, 1953 nt
Organism: Linum tenue
Lineage: Eukaryota; Viridiplantae; Streptophyta; Magnoliopsida; Malpighiales; Linaceae
Source: the annotation of a GenBank genome assembly
CUUCCUCAUCUUCCCUCCCUCCCUCCUCCAAUCGUUCAUUUCACGGCCCUCCAUUUUUUUGCCUGCCAAAUAUUUAUUUGAAAAAAAGGUCAACAAAACCCGAAAGCAGGUUAACCAGCCCGAUUAUCCCCCCCAAAAUUCUAGGGUUUUCUUAGCAACUCCCGAGCUCUCCCCGGUUCCAGCUUCUCCUCUGGAUUCAACCAGUUGUUGUGAGAUAUAAUGCUAGCAAAGAAGGCCUUGCAACUCUGUUCAUGGCAGAGAACUAAACUGUUGCGUGCGUCGAUGAUUCCAGUUUCAACUUUUGAAUUCGCUUCCGCAAUGUCGAGCAUGGAGGAGCCGCUCGGCCUUGACAAGCUGCCCAGCAUGAGCACCAUUGACCGGAUUCAGAGGUUCUCGUCUGGUGCUUGCCGGUCCAGCGGCGAUGAGUUGGGGAUGGGGCAUUGCUUUAUUGAUGGAAGGAAUUGCAGCUCAUCCAACAGUUGCGAGGAUGAGUCUGAAUAUACAAGAGACACCUUUCCCUGGAGAAGGCAUACAAGAGGGCUGGCUAAUGGUGAGUCCUUCAUGCGGAGGACUAGGAGCACGGGUGUGAGUCACGUCGCUAAUGGAAGUAUUCGCCAUUCGCGAAACUUUUCAGAUUAUCAAAAUGAUGCCCAAUCUCGCAACAAAGAUGUACGAGGCAGAGCGAAUAAGUUUUUGAAAGACAUACCGGCAUUUGUCAAGAUAGUAGAAGUUGGGCCAAGAGAUGGACUACAAAACGAAAAAACUAUUGUACCUACAGAUAUAAAGAUUGAAUUGAUUCGAAGACUAGUAGCUUCUGGCUUGCCAGUCGUGGAAGCUACAAGUUUUGUAUCACCUAAAUGGGUUCCGCAGCUUGCAGAUGCAAGAGACGUAAUGAAAGCAGUUCAUAGUUUGGAGGGCUCCAAAUUACCUGUCCUGACACCUAACUUAAAGGGAUUUGAAGCUGCCGUUGCAGCCGGGGCUAAGGAAGUAGCAGUAUUCGCAUCAGCUUCCGAAUCCUUCUCAAAGUCCAACAUUAACUGUAGCAUUGAAGAAAGCAUUGCUCGCUAUCGUGUUGUUACUCAAGCGGCGAAAGAGCACUCUAUCCCUGUUCGUGGAUACGUCUCAUGUGUUGUUGGAUGUCCAGUAGAAGGACCGAUUUCCCCUGCAAAAGUAGCUUUUGUGGCAAAAGCACUUCAUGACAUGGGUUGCUAUGAAAUUUCCCUGGGAGAUACAAUUGGUGUUGGUACACCUGGAACCGUUGUGCCCAUGCUUGAAGCUGUGAUGGCAGUUGUUCCUGUUGAGAAGCUUGCUGUCCACUUCCACGAUACUUAUGGCCAAUCUCUUCCAAACAUUUUAGUAUCUCUCCAGAUGGGGAUUAGCACGGUGGACUCCUCGGUAGCUGGGUUAGGCGGGUGCCCAUAUGCCAAGGGAGCAACGGGAAACGUCGCAACAGAAGAUGUCGUGUACAUGCUCAACGGCCUUGGGGUGAAGACGAACGUCGACCUGGCAAAGCUGCUCGCCGCGGGUGACUUCAUCAGCAAGCAAUUAGGCCGUGCACCGGUGUCCAAGGCAGCCGUUGCCUUGAGCCGAGCUGUCGCCGAUGCCUCCAAAAUCUGAAAGCCCAGCAAGCACCACGGCUUGUCUCCCACGGUCUUGAAAUGUAUGCUUGCUCUCUUAUCUUACAACUAUACGUGAGUGAAGAAGAAAAUAAACGACAGAUUAUGUGAACCCAAAUGGAAUUAUCAUUCCUAAUUAUGAUUAUAUGUAUACCAUUUGCCAUCGCUUCAUUCAACCGAUUUGCGGUUACAUGAAGUUUAUUGGAAGUAAUUAGUGAAGGUGGUUGAGCUGUCUUGACUGUGGAAAGGGAGAUUAAGCAGAAAGAAAAUUAUACUUGAUUAGGGUUGGACUUUAAUUAACUUGAGCUUUAAUUAAUGUUUCUUUAGUCGUCACACA